Rattus rattus (black rat) is the source of this 3295-nucleotide messenger RNA. RefSeq names its product ADP ribosylation factor like GTPase 15 (gene Arl15). NCBI's taxonomy places the organism in Eukaryota, Metazoa, Chordata, Mammalia, Rodentia, Muridae. The record is from RefSeq and is a predicted model, not a curated record. The transcript has 5 exons. The coding region runs from base 104 to 718 and encodes 204 amino acids. Gene Ontology annotation, molecular function: GTP binding; GTPase activity.
CAGGUCACAUUUUUUUAAUUGGGGUGAAAUUAAAGAGAUUUUUUUUUCCCUUUUGGUGGCUGGAAAGUGCACCCAGCUGAAAACCAUCAACCAUUUAGACUCCAUGCUUCAUUUGAAUUGUGAUUCUGGACGAAAGUCAAGGAUGACAACUUGUUUUCGAGCACUUUGCUGCAAGGGACCACCACCUGCUCGCCCCGAAUAUGACUUGGUUUGCAUAGGUCUCACAGGCUCUGGGAAGACCAGUCUGUUGUCCAAGCUCUGCAGCGAAAGCCCGGAGAACGUUGUGUCAACCACAGGUUUUAGUAUAAAGGCAGUGCCAUUCCAGAACGCCGUUUUGAAUGUAAAAGAACUUGGAGGAGCUGACAAUAUCCGGAAAUACUGGAGUCGCUACUACCAAGGCUCUCAAGGGGUCAUAUUCGUAUUAGACAGCGCCUCCUCAGAAGAUGAUCUAGAAACUGCUAGAAACGAGCUGCACUCCGCUCUCCAGCACCCACAGUUAUGCACUUUACCCUUCUUGAUAUUGGCCAAUCAUCAGGACAAGCCAGCAGCCCGCUCAGUACAAGAGAUCAAAAAGUAUUUUGAACUUGAACCACUGGCACGCGGAAAACGCUGGAUUCUGCAGCCCUGCUCGCUGGAUGAUGUGGACGCACUGAAGGACAGCUUCUCCCAGCUCAUAAACUUGUUAGAAGAAAAGGACCACGAGGCCAUGAGGAUGUGAGACCUGACCCAGAAGUUCCGGGAAAGCCUUGAACCCAUCACGUUCGUUCCCCAUCCUGAUUCCAUGUUGGCGUCAAGACUGACACGGCUCCAGUAUCCAUUUUCCUCUGGCUGUUUCAGACCGUCCUCUCUCUGUUAACUGACUGACUCUUCGGCAGUCAUGGGUUAUCUUCGGCAUUAACGUCAAGUACACACUACUGAGGGAGAAUUGAUUCUCUGUUUACCACUAAUUAUCUUCACCGCAUGUCUCUCCCUUCUGUUGGUCUAAGGAUCUCUUCUCUGCUUUGUGCUAAAGUGGACGGAACUCAUGGCUCAUGGAAAUGAAACCCCUUCUGAAGACCUCAGAAAGGCUCACUCGCUUUCCUGGACUUGGGAUUGGAGGAUUCCGACUGAGACUCCACCCAGUGUAUACGCCAUUGACAUUUCCAUGAUCUCUUAGGGGUUCGAGUUUUUUACAUUUUAUUUUAUCUCGUCUGGUUUUCAUAUUAUUUUCUGGUGUGUGUGGUGUGUGUGGGAUAUUGACUUUGUAGGCUGAGUGGGGAAAAAAAAUGGCCACCCAAAACUUCACCCAAUCAUCUUCUGGUAAGGCUGGCUUGAACAAUCUAGAAAGUAGGUGCACAAGGAGUGCUUGACCCUGCAGCAGCCUCGUCCCCUCCCUUAAGGGCAUCCUCACUGAGGGAAUGGGAGCCAAUUUAGGCAAGAACAAGCAUCACUGAUUUGAAUUCGAUCAGCUUCUCAAAUAUUUCUUAACGGAGUCAUUAGUCUGCAUAAAACCAAGCUACAACAUAAGCAUUUGCUUUUCCUAAAAAUCAGAAAUGUUUGAAUGAAAUCCGGAAAUUGGCUUUUCAAAUAAUAAACAUUAAGAGCCAAAGUCCUAAGUCACGGUUAGGACUUAAGCUGGCGUGGAUUGGAUGGAGCUCCAAGACGAGCCCCGUUAUUUAUUCAGCAAAUGCUAAUGCCACCGAGGGGAGUCUGCUCAGGCCCCCAUUUUGUAGUUAGAGGUCUGUCAGUAUUUUUAUUAUAAACCUCUAUUUUCAGGGGUGUCAAUGUGCCCUUAGAGUAUGCUGGGCUACUCAGUCUUUGAAACUGAUUUUUUUUUCCACUUAAUUUAAAUGAUAAAAUUUGCCUAGAAUAAAAUGUACAGUUUUAGUGCAAUUUAGCACCUUUGACCUUUUCUAAAUCAGGACUAAUCUAUGGAGAUUCAGAUUCAUAGAUGAAAUACUCUUUGUCAUACCUUGUAGACACUUGACCACUCAUUAAAAUACUAAGAGGUCAAAUGAUAGAAAACUGCUCCCUAUGCCCAAGCAAUAAAAAAAAAAACAAAAACAAAAACAAAAAACAACAACAACAAAAAAGCCACGUCUGUCAUUUUUAGGUAGUGUAGACUGAUACCCAGAUGCCACAGACUUAAUGCCAUAUUUGUCACAGGGUGGCAGGAAACCUUGUGACUCUCCAGAGGAUAGUCUCAGAUUCCUCACAGCGCUCAAAUGCAGUAUUUGUGACUUCAUCUUGUAAAUGGAUUUUAAUAAAAAAAAGACCCCACACUUCUUUAAGCCUUUUUAAAUACACACACACACACACACACACACACACACACACACGGCACAGACCAGAGAGGGACCCACGACGAUGCAUUUUGUCUAAAGUAUCCUUGAAUAUUUUUAAAACGUGUGGUGAUCCACGGGCAGCAGCACAAUUCCCACGACCAGUUACACAAUUCCUGUUUUCAUUUUGUCCUCUCGUGCUCAUCUUCCGCGAAAAUAAAUAAAUAAAUGAUUUUUUUUUUCCAGGCUUCGCUCUCCCUGCAAGUUCAUUAAAUGUAGAGUGUUGUCUUUUGAAGAUCCUGUGGCUGAGAUCUCCUCGCCAUCUGUUAAAUGACUUCCCGUUGUCUGUGUGUGUUCAUGUGCGCCAGCGAUGGGCUCCUUUCUCCACAGCCCCGAGACUGUCUGAGGCGACACAGCCGUCAGAAUGAAAACAUUAUCAAUCAGUACCCAACAGCAGCUGUUUUUGACAAGUUUCUGUCUGACGCCUAAUGCUUAACAACUGUCAUAAGGCUCUGUCUUUGUCUAGCAGGUCGCAGCGCGCUGUCUUACUGCUUCCUCUUGGCAUCCUGGACUCUGUAACCCUAGAAUUUGCUGUGCUUGGGAAACCCAGGUGGGGGGAGGGGAGAGGGAAGUGGAGGGGACGUGUGUCUUGUUCCUACUUUUGUGUAAGGUGCCACAGGUGUCUUAGUCUGCAAAUUCAGAGAUGUAGGAAAACAGUCCGUCGUGUAGUUCCUCGGUGAGCAUCUUGUUAUAUUUAUGGAAGUGACCCAUUUUUUGUACCUUCUUAGCUAAAGCAGUUGCCCCUUUUUAUACUGGCAAUUAAUUUAUAGAAGACUUUGUAUCGACCAUCGUUUACAGUAUUGGUUGCUGGAUAACUGCCACGUUGCUCUGUCUUUCUAUUGAGAUUUAAUUCUAUCUAGACUUAAAAGUUGGCAGGUUCCUGUGGGCAUUUGCUAGGUAACAAGACCUUGCCCCAUUCACGGUUUCUAUGAUUCCACUGUCUUGCAAUGAAAAUAAAUGCUUAGUAGAACAGG